Cladophialophora psammophila CBS 110553 is the source of this 768-nucleotide messenger RNA. RefSeq lists its product as uncharacterized. The transcript has 2 exons. Bases 1 to 768 code for a protein of 255 amino acids. The record is from RefSeq and is a predicted model, not a curated record. NCBI's taxonomy places the organism in Eukaryota, Fungi, Ascomycota, Eurotiomycetes, Chaetothyriales, Herpotrichiellaceae.
AUGACGUCCACCACCCCAAAGGCGAUCUCUCUCCGCGUCGGAAUCCUCCUGAUUCCACCGGUGCAGCUCCUCGAUGCCUCGGCCAUUGAUCUCUUUGGUAUGCUCACCCAUGAAUACCUCGAAGCAUGCGGCCUGCCCAAGCCGCUCAUUGAGCUAGCUAUCCCGGUCGAAAUCCACUACAUUGCUGCCUCCGGGUCAGGUACUCACGCCUCCAUGACGUCCUCCGCGACGCUCCCGGUGACGGACCCUCUGUCAUCGCCAGCCGUUCAACCGGGUCAACUCGAUGCACUUCUCAUCCCAGGUCCAGAUCCGAAUCUGGUCCCCGACGAGGAUGUGUUGGCUUUCCUCCGCGCGCACAAGAAAGCCGACAAGACCGACUUCUUGAUCAUCUGCACCGGAAGCUUUCCUGCGGGCUAUGCAGGGCUUCUGGAUGAGAAGAGAAUCACCGGCCCACGAGGUAUAUUGGGCAAAUUGAAGGACAAAUUUCCCGCAGCAAAGUUUGUGGAUAGGAGAUGGGAGAGAGAUGGAAAGAUUUGGUCGUCUGGCGGGAUCACCAACGGUCUAGAUCUAACAGCAGCGUAUUUGCACUACAAAGUUCAAAAGGAGCUUGCCGAUCUUGUCUGCGCCAUGGCAGAAGUGGGUGAUCGCGACCAAGACUACGACAGCGGCAAAGUGAGCAACACACUUUGGUGGAUGUGGUUGAUGUUGCGGUCGUUGGUGAAAGGUAAGAGUAAAGGAGGCAGCAAGGAGAGAAAGAUGGAAGAGUGA